AUGGAUCACAUACCUGUUGCCGAUGGAUACGGCUUUACUUUCCCCCCCGUGCCCUACCUCUCUCGACUCGACUACGACUCCACCUGCCCGUUCUCUGAAUAUCCCUCUCGGCAUGGCCUCAGCACCGAGGCUUUCUUGCGGCUGGAGUUUGGCCAAGAGGGCCGCUCGGCCGAGGAGAUAGCUGCCUUCCUCCAGACAUGGCUGUUCUUUGGCCUCCUCAGCUGUGCACUGGAAGUGCCCGUACAGUCAUCCGAUUUUGUUGACUAUGGCCAGCAUCCUCCGGUGCUGACAACGCGGGAUGCUCUGCCUCGCUAUCUAAAGAGACAGCGCCAGGGCGACUUCUCAAAUGAUAAAAGGACCGUGAGAAUCCUAGACGAAGCACGCGUCUACGUCCGCUGUCUGCAGGACGCUCAGGAAGCUGGAUCCGAGUUGGUUCCGCCAUCGGUGCUGCUCUCCAUCAUGGUGCUGGGCGCGACGUUGGAGACGAUCCUGCACGACGCCUACUGGGCAACCCAUGACGAGUCGCGCACGAAGACGUAUGAUUGGGGAACCUCUGUGCUGCUCAAAGAUCAGCUGCUCCAGCGGGGCUGGUGCAUCAACGACAUAAGCCGGCUGUAUUCGACCAUGUCGGUCCCAGCGGUCUUGUAUGCGUCGACGAUUCCAAGGCGAGAGGCCAUCCCCAAGGAAGCACACGCGGCGUGCUCCGAAGACGGCUGCGUCGCGAGGACAAUCGACGAGGAGACGUACCAGACCGCCCACGUCUGCCGCGACCCGCAGUCGUGCGAGAUUCUCGAAUCGCCGCUCGACAUGGUCAAGCAAGUCCUGGACGAUGGCGACAUCCCCGUCCUAAACAUAUCACUUUCAAACGACAAGUACGAGCUCACUGCCUCGUCCAACAAAACCACAAAGUACAUCGCCAUCUCCCACGUCUGGUCCGACGGGCUGGGCUGCAUCGGCAAGAACGAACUCCCAGUCUGCCAGAUCGCACGGCUCUACCGCCUCUGCCGCGGCCUCCACGACUUCGUCUACAACAAGAUCUUCACCGCCAACGUCUUCGACAUCUACUCCGGCCUCAGCGAAACGCCUGCAAGCGACAUCUUCUCCCUCUCCCGGUUCCGCGGCAGGAAGAAGCAGCAGCAACAACAACAACAAGAAGAAGCAGCCCCCCCAACCGUGAGCCUCUGGAUCGACACCCUCUGCGUGCCGCGCCCCAAGGACUACCGCCGCCUGGCCAUCGCCCGCAUGAGCGCCACCUACGCCCUCGCCUCCAAAGUGCUCGUCCUCGACUCGGAGAUGCUCGCGCUGCCGCAGUCGCGGCCGGCCGCCGAGCUGCUGAUCCGCAUGCUCGGCACCGGCUGGAUGCGGCGCGUGUGGACGAUGCAGGAGGGCGCCCUCGGCUCCAAGCACCUCUACGUCCAGCUCGCCGACGGCGGCGGCGUCCUGGACGUGCAGCGCGCGCUGGUGCGCAUGCGGCGGGCGGCGGGCGACAACAAGACGACGACCAACGACCCGGGCGCCGCCGUCGUCGACCGCGACACGGUCGUCUUCUUCGGCGAGCUGGAGCGGGUGCGCGACGCGCACGCGACGCAGGGCUUCGCGCUGUCGGGCUACCAACGGCGCGUGGGCGACAAGCACAAGAACGAGCGGCACGAGGGCGCCAUGGCGGGGGCGCUGGCGACGGCGCUGCGGGCGCUGGAGGGGCGCGCGACGACCAACGCGGGCGACGCGUACCUCUGCCUGGCGGGCAUGGUCGGGCUGGGCGGCGACGCCGUGGGCGAGCUGUUCGGGACGCCCGUCGAGGGGCGGGCGCGCGCGCUGCUGGCCCGGCUGAAGUACGUGCCCAAGGGCAUCGUCUUCUCGCCCGGGCGCAAGCUCGACGCGGCGGCCGAUCAGCGCGGGUACCGCUGGGUGUGCGCCAGCUUCUGGGAGUCCAAGGUGUUGCUGCUGCCGGACCAGACGCGCGAGCGGGCGCGCUUCGAGCCCGCGGACGGCGGCCUGCGCGUCGAGUACCCGGGUUUCGUGCUCGAACCGCUCGCCGGGCCUCUGUCGCCGGCCUACUUCCUCUUCCAGCACCGCGAGACGUGGUUCAAGGCGACGUACGAUGCUGCGUGCGGCAGCAGUCCGCAAGAGCUCGUCGACGCCGCCGACGACGACGAGCAGUCCCCCCCGCAGCUGGGCGUCGUUUGCUCCAGGAGCGAAGUCGUGCAGCAUGGCCCCCGCGGGUCGCACACUCCAGCCGCGUUGGUGGCUCUGUUGGAGGGCAGGAAGAAGAGUCUCCUGGGCUACCUCGACCGCGAGGGAAACGAGCAGGUCUGGUGUCGGUAUAUAUGUCAGCUGACUCUGUCGACUCCGCAGCCAGGGGAUUUCGAGAGGGGUGCGGCCGUCGGGAAGGCGGGGAGGCCGAGUUGGGGAAGCGACGGGUGGAAGUUGAGGUCGGUGGUCAUACCUCAGGUUUGGUAUAUUUCUUGA
Diplodia corticola is the source of this 2469-nucleotide messenger RNA. RefSeq names its product het domain. The coding region runs from base 1 to 2469 and encodes 822 amino acids. The record is from RefSeq and is a predicted model, not a curated record. NCBI's taxonomy places the organism in Eukaryota, Fungi, Ascomycota, Dothideomycetes, Botryosphaeriales, Botryosphaeriaceae. The transcript has a single exon.